Messenger RNA from Exophiala spinifera, 840 nucleotides. RefSeq lists its product as uncharacterized. Bases 1 to 840 code for a protein of 279 amino acids. The transcript is spliced from 3 exons. Lineage: Eukaryota; Fungi; Ascomycota; Eurotiomycetes; Chaetothyriales; Herpotrichiellaceae. Gene Ontology annotation, molecular function: RNA binding; DNA binding. Gene Ontology annotation, biological process: regulation of gene expression; maturation of 5.8S rRNA. The record is from RefSeq and is a predicted model, not a curated record. Gene Ontology annotation, cellular component: nucleolus; exosome (RNase complex).
AUGGAUAGCAGCUCCAUGCUCGACUUGGUCGAUCAGCUAGAGGAGAACAUCGAGGACCUUGAAGAUAGUCUUGCGCCUUUGCUGGAGUCUGGUAUCUCCCUUGCAUCGACAACCAAGAAACUUCCUCUGUUGGAUAGAGCAAAGCUUGACGUCUUGUUGGUGUACGCGAUCGAGUCGAUCAUCUUUUCCGUCUUCCGGUUGCAUGGUGUUGACGCUAAAGAACAUGCGGUUUUUCGCGAGUUGGCUCGAGUCAAGCAAUAUUUCGAAAAGAUCAAGACUGCAGAGGCCGGCGCUUCUCCUUCUCGUCCCUCAGCGACACUUAACAAAGAAGCUGCGAGUAGAGUAAUCCGACAUGCUCUAGCUGGAAACGACAAAUAUGAUCUCGAGCGCGCCGAACGUGAAGCCCGUGACAAAUUCCGAGCCAACCAGAAAUUAAAGAGCCUGGAAGCGAGCAUGCAAGACAAGGCCAACUCGAAACCAGAGGAUGAACCACAGAUUGACGAGAACGCGGAUGCAUUGCAACUAGCCGCGCAACUGGCAUCCCUACCACGAGAAUCAUCGGAACAGCAUUCAUCAUCCUCCGAAAACGGCGACGAGGCCUCUGAUCCCCUUAAUGACGAAGAACAAUCGUCUGUAUCCAAGACCGAAAAUGCGACGGCGUCAAGCACUCCACAGAAAGAGUCGCAGCAAAAACGCCGUGGCAAGAAAAGGAAAUCUCAACAGGGAGAAGAAGGACAGCAACCGUCCAAGAAGUCCAAAAAGGCGGAGAAGAAAGUCAAGGACAAGAAGGGCCGAAAGGCCCAAAAUAAGGCUGUGACCAGCGCUGCAAACGAUGGAUGA